AUGCUCAAGAAGAUCCUUCUGAGGGCACUAAACAAGUUUCUUGGGAACUAUGUAGAGAACAUAGACAAACAUCAGUUUGAGCUUGGAAUAUUCAAGGGAUAUGUGUCUGUAUCCAACCUGAGAAUCAAAUCUUCUGUCAUUUCGAGGCUGUUUGAGGGAAGGGUUGUGUCGAACUCGAUAGGGACACUGCGAGUUCUUGUGCCUUGGAAGAGCUUUUCUAGAAAACCUAUUGAAAUAUAUGUAAAGGAUGUUGACAUCAAGCUUGGGAAGGCUGGGUUCUGCUGGUGCUUUCUUGAUGAGAAGCUGUGUACAGAGUGUGUUGAGUACGAGAAAUAUGAGUUUAUGACCAAGCUUGACAAGCUUAGUGUUCUGUCUGAUGCUCGAGAGGACAACUCUACGCUUUUUAAGGAUCUGAUUGCUGGAGAUGGAUUCAGGGUCUUGAUUGAGAAUGUAAAUGUAGAAUAUGUAAGUGGAGCAUCAAUUGCUCUUCGGGUGCAGAAAGUGGAGUUCAAUAAGAAAACCAAAGGAGAAGUGAAGAACAUGAAGAUCUUCGAUGCUGUGGGGAUAGAAGUGGUUGGGGCAUCGAAGGUUCUAGGCCCAUUCGACAUCUACAGCAAGAUAAAGAUGUUACCUAAAGAUAUAAACCCAAGAAUUGAAGUAUCUCUUAAUGACUUUCACGUGGAGGUGAAGCAGCAGAUUGCUGAGGAGAUUCUUAGGGGGGCCAGAGAAUAUGCCGAGGACAGGGUACGAUGGACAUUGUUCAGAAGCUAUCUAGAAUACAGAGAGAUACUAAGGACGGCUAGAGAGAUGAACCUAUGGAAGGACCAGGAAGAUCCGGCAAGCUCGGACAGAAGUGUUGCAAUGGAGAUAUGGAAGAGAUUGAUAAGACUGCAGAAAAAAGCUAUGGAGUCCAAAGGCGUUGUUCUGGAGGAGAUACCUGGGAUAAUAUCAAAGAUAAAGGAAUACAGGGAAAUCUUAGGCCGUUCGGGCCUAUCCUUCAAGGAAGUAGAAAGAAAGAAGAGAUGUGAAAGGGAGAUUUGCUUGGAACGGUUAUUGAAAGUAAAGAGAAGUUUGAGCGAGGUCUCGGAAAAGAAGUCGUGGAAGAACAUCCUGUCGUUUAUGAAAGAAGAAGCGAACAAUAAAAGAACAUCAAUGAUCAUUCCAGCAACAUUUAGUGUAGGGGAAGCUACGGUUGUGAUUAUUGACGAAAAGCACCAAGGAUUCAAAAUAGUCGUUCCCAAGACAAGAGUAGGAGUUAAAGAUCUACUUUCUCCGUCCAGGCUGGAUUUUAAGGGAGACAAAUGGAGGCUGUAUUUUAUUGAUGCUAGACUCAACGAACGUGAUCCUCAUAGCGAGUUGAUUUCUCUUCUAUUAGAUGUAAGAGGCACGCUUAUCCAGGAUGGGGCCGGGCUGUAUGUAAAGGGAAUAGCUAAGGAAUGGAAGGUGCUUGGGUAUAGAAGAGAGCUUCCUCACUGCUUCGAAGGCUUUAUGAGGUUAGUGAAAAGGUCUUAUGUUCCUUCCUAUGGAUUGGCGGCUCCUAGAGGGAAAACCCGAGCAGAUUUUAAGGUAGAUAUAGUUUCUAUGGAGUCUGAUCUGGAGAGAUUUGUUAAGAUCGAGCCGUCUAGUAGGUAUGGGAUCGAAUGUGCAGGGAUGGUUCUUUCAUAUGUAAACGAUGAGAUCAAUACAAAGAGGGCUGCAUCACUAACGAUAUCGUCUUCCUUUGUUUACCGGGUUAAUUCUGUGUCCAAAGAAAGAGAGGCUCUUUCAAACAAGAUUGAGACAACGGUUCUGCUUGUUGACAAUGUGUUUUAUGUGAAGACGUCGAUGGUGGAUCUCUAUGCACAUGGAGUAUAUCCUAAUGACUUUAGAGGAAACGGAGUAGUGUUUCCUGUUGGUUUUGUUGUCCCAAACUUCGAGGUAUGUUCUGAUGCAAUAAGGAUCAAUGGGCCUGACGGAAGAGCAGAACUCCAACGGAUCAAGAUGUCGGGAAAUGGAGGAAGUAUAUUUGAUAUGGAGAUUUUUAAAGGAAAAGUAUUGGACUCCAAUGGAAAGACAAUGUGCCGGAUUCCCAGGAUGAAGAUCGAGGCCAGAAUUGGAAGGGCUCUUCUUUUGGAUGUUGUGUAUCUAAAGAUAUGCGGGAGAGCUAGAAGGAUUGCAAGAUUGGCACGGGGAAUGACGUGGAUGGCAAAUGGAGAAGUGUCUACGAAAGUUAUUGCAAGAAUUAAAAGAAUAGAAGGGGACAUAAGGUGCAAAGGAUCUAUCUUAAGAAUUAUUGUAGAUGAGUAUUUCCAAGGCCUUGCGAAAAGUGUCCGAGCUGUUUUGAAUGAGAGUAUUAUAAAUAUCGAGAACUUUGAAGCCGGAGAAGAAUUUGGAUGGAAGUCUGCAGUGCUAACAAUAAGAAAGGAGGAUCUCAAGAACUUGGAUGGAUUUGGAAGGAUAUUCAAGAAAAUAGGAAGUAGGUCGAGUGCCUUCAAAGCCUCUGCUGGAGGUCUGGUGAUUAAGCUGCUUAAUGGAGGGGAGAUAGAAAUAGAGAGUCUUCGGAUUUUCCGAGACGAGGGAGGUAUGAUUAUCUAUCCUUUUGAAGUUAAGGUCUUCAACACAGGUGAUUCCUCAACCUCAGCAGACAGUAGGAAAAGAGAAGUGGAGAUGUGUAUUAGCAAAAUUGAGAUAUCAGAUACUAAAGCAACUAUUGAGGGAAGUAUCAAAGGAGAGAUAAAUGAGGAAACCCUUAUCAAAAUAAAGGAUGGGAUAAAAGAGAUUCCAAUCCCAUCGGGGGGAUCCUUAGAGACGGUUGUCUUACUUGAUAUAUCUCUUAGUAUGGUGAUAUCUGGAAAUCCACUGAAAAUAGCAUGUCCUUUGACUCUUUGGCAAAAAGCGGAUGAAUACGAAAUCACUUUGCAACAGAUAGAGAUUGCAUCGGGAGACGGACAAAACACAAAUCUAUUUGAAGUCCACGCCAAGGGAGCAGAUGGGGUAUUAAGACUAUCGGUAAGCAAGAUGGAAAUCCACAUUGAACCUUUCAGGCUUGCUUCAAUACUUUAUCCUCUUGUUCACGGGACUGGGGACACGGACUUUGUGAAAAAGGUAGAAGUGGAUAUAGAAGAGAUAUUUGCGAAGACCAAAAGCAUAGAUGGCAUAAGAAUGAGGAAUGUCAGAUAUAGAGAUGAACUACUUCUACAGUUUUCUGUUUUAGAUGAGCCCGGGAGUAAGGUAGCAUACAAAAGAGUGAAUGGAUCGGAGAGCUAUCUUCUUUCUGUGAUCGGAGGAAGUUACGAGUUGAGUUCUUUGGCUGCUCUUGUUUCCUUCUGUUCAUCUGAAUAUAUGCAGAUAUACUCGAAGUUUGGAAUUCAGGUUUCCAGGGCUCGGCUCCAUGUGUUGUGUAUGGACCUUAAGGUGUUACUAGGCGAUGCUCUGUUUGCCCUUCGGAUCAAUCUUCCUAUUGUAUAUUUCGAUAUGGAAGAUCUAAACUCCUUUAAAGGAAGGGCUCUUUGCUCACUAGACGUCUAUGAUUCAAAUUCUAUGGAAUUUAUUCCCUUUAUUGAAGAAAAUGUGCUUCUAGCAAGGAAAUACGGAACCUUCUUGGAUGUAAGAACGCUUACAAAAUUAAGGAUUCUGUAUUUGGACGAAAUCACAAGCACAAUCUGGAGUCUCUUUGCAUCGGAAGAAACAGGAAUAACGAUGUUUGGGAAGCCUUUCCGUAACAAAGUUAGCAUAAGAAACAUCACGGACACAGUGCUAUGGGUCAAGACUAAAAGAUAUGCUGGGAGAGUCGGGAAAGGACAAUUCCACGAGUUUGAUGUAGACUAUGACGAGCAUAGAAUUCAAAUUGGAAAGGAUGAAGCAUGUGCCUUGGUUUAUAUUGUCAACAGCUGUUCUACCUCCUUUGUUUCUGAAGGGAAGAGUUUUGUUAUAGAAGUGACAUACGAUGGAAAACUAAGGGGCAUAACAAUUACACAUGUCUUGUCGUUCCUUAAUCUCUGUGAUAUUGAGUUGAUGGGGAAGAUGGACUACCUUGAUGGGUCUGCUUUGGAGCUGCAUAUGCUCCCUGAGUUCCACCAUACAAUUCCACAAGAGAAAGACUUCUUUCUGGAGAUAGGCAUGCAUGGAAAGUAUGUUUCUGCCGGAAAGAUAAAUGUCAGUUCGGCUCCGAAGGAUGCAACCUCCACCUUUGGAAUGAUAUGCAAGCUGGGCUUAGUAGAAAUAGGGAUCGACACGGUUGUUAGAAAUGCAGGGUCUGUUUCUUGUGUUGUGAUAAUUCUCUAUCCAAUUUUUGAAGUGAUGAAUAGAACAGCAUCCGUAUUGAACUUAAUCCUCUCUGUUGGAAAAGACAAUACUCCUGGUGGGGAAAGUGAAACUCAAAAAAAGAACAUUCCGCUUUCGGUCGAUAGAGAUUGUAAAGAAGACAUAUAUGGGAUUAGCUUUUCUGAGCUUCCUCUUCUCUAUGUGCAGAGUCUUGGAAGUCGAGCUACUGCCAGGGCGUUUGAAAAUAAGGCAUCCAUCGAAAUCAACUCCCAUUACUCUGGAGAAAUAAGAAAGGAGCAGGCUGAGAUAAUAUCUUUUUUCGGAAGGCAUACUCUUGCACAUCGGAUCAGAAUGGUAAUAUAUUCCCCUAUGGUGAUUAUAAACCACCUUGGAAAUGAUAUCUGGAUAAAUGGAGCCCGGUUUGGGCCAGGACCUUCAUGCUCCAACCGGCUGAAGGAUAUACACAGCUUGGCUGUUGGGGAAUAUAGUAUUGAGGAAUCCGUGGAGGUCGGAAAGAAGUUUACCAAAGCCUUUAUUCUGAAGAAAAGGGGUUUUAAAGGCCACAAGACCUGGAAAUCUCAUGAAGGCCAGGAAUGGUCCAAUGAAGCCAUAUUUGGAGGAUUUGGGCCUAAAACGGGAAUACAACCAAGUUGCAUCCGUCUUCUACUAGAGUUUGGGGAGGAUCAAGGUAGAAGAAUAAUUGAGUGCAAGUACACCUACCUGAUUAGAAAUCAAUCCCAAAUGAGACUUCUGGCUGUAUCGGAGCAUGUAUGUUACUAUGUGGAACCCCAUGAAGAGGUACCUCUCAAUACAUCCACAAAUGGAUUCUAUCUGUUCAUUGCAGAUUCAGUGAAUAUUAGAUCCCCAAGGCUUUCUGGAGUGUUUAUUCCAUUGGACAUUAAGAUAAGGAAAUACUUUAAGCUUCAAGGUUCCGAUGCCAUUUUGUUCAGCGUGAGCAAAGUCACGGACUCUGGACAGCAUGUAUUUGGGAUAAGAACUGAAAAAUAUUGGCCUUAUACGAUACACAAUGGGAUAGAUGUUGGUCUGAGAUUCAGCCAGAAAUAUGAUACUAUUGAGCAUUAUGUGGAAAAGGGAUCUGUUUAUAGAUAUGCGCCAGACAGUCUGAUGCUUGAUCCAGAGAUACUAUUGUGCAUUGAAGAUCAAAUAAUUCAGGUAAACCUUAACGAGGAUCAGGUCUUACUUGUUCAUGGAAUUACAGUGUCCAUAUCCCAGGGAAGUACUACAAGGGUUGUUCGGGUUUCCAGAGGGGAGAUCUCUAGUAGUGAGUGUAGGAUUUGUUUAGGAAUAGUAAUUGACAGCUUAUCUAUAUCGUUGGUGAAUAAGGAAGGGAAUGAGGUUUUAUGCAGCCAUAUAGAAGGCCUGGAGAUUGGAGCAGAAUGUAUUUCAAGAGAAGCUGGAAUUCCAGAGUUGAUGGCUCAUCCAAAAUAUGUGGAAUUUGUAAUUCAAGGAACAGCUGAAAGCAUUCAGGUGGAUAAUCAGAGCUUAUUCUGUGCAUUUCCAGUGGUUUUCCAUCCUCUUGACAAGUAUUUGAGGAUAGAAACCGAAAGAAGAAAUAGAAAGAAACUUCUUGUAUUUGAUUUUACAUUUGGGAGUUCGGCACAGAAUGUCUCCGUAUCAAAUCUGUACUUCAAAACAGAGGCCUUUGCACUGAACAUUGAAGAAAACCUGGCCAAGAGCAUUAGGGAGAUGUUUCUUAGGAAAAAAGAGAGAGAGGUAAAAAGCUACGAAAAAAACCUAAGAAUCCAGAAUCUAAAGAUGGAGAGAAUGGGUGCAAAGGUGAAUUUCCUCAAGGAUAUAGAAUCUGGUUUUGUUUCCAAUGUUGUGGGAUUAUUUAUCAACAACAUAAGUGACUUCUCUUUGGAAAUAGAUGGGAUGAAGGAAACAUGCUUGUAUACGACUUUCCAAGAGCUUGAAGAUCUUCUGGCUUCUUUCUACUUAUCUCAGCUUCAGAAAAAUCUCUACAAGGUUCUUACGCACUUGGACUUUAUGGGAAACAUAGGAAGUUUCACCGAGUCUGUAUCCAUAGGAAUUAAGGAUCUUCUUACCGAGCCUUCCUUGAACUCCAAUGUAGCUUGUGGAAUCUUCAAGGGAGGAAAGAGUUUCUUGAAGAACACCAUUUAUGGUGUUUCUAACACAGUUGGAAAAUUCUCUAAAAGCAUAGGAACAAGUGCUAAGUUCAUUGGAUGCAGUGCGGAUCCUAAACACGAAAAAUUCCGCCAUUCCUAUGCACGUGAUAUGCAUCUUCUUAUACCCCGGGCUAGACAUUCAAAAGGUCCAAUGACAUCUAUACUCAAAGGAACAGGAAAUCUUUUUGACUCGAUAACGCGUGGAAUGGUGGGGAUAGCAACUUCUCCUGUGGAAGGAGCCUCAAAUGGUGUUGCUGGUGUUGUGAAGGGAUUGGGAAAAGGAGUCCUUGGUGCCUUUGCCGGACCGAUCGCAGAAGUUGCCGACCUUGUAACUAAUAUUUCUGACACCAUAAAGACGUCCAUGAAUGGAAGAGUCAAAAGGAUCCAAUAUCCAAGGCCCGCAGGAUUCCUUGGAUGGUACGAUGAGGGAUUGAGCCAAGGCUUCUAUAUAUUUAUGUCUAUGGCCGGGAAAGUUCAUGAAGAAGAAAGGUUUGUGGAUGGGACAUUUGGGGAUUUUAACGGAAGAUGCCAGCUGGUUUUGACAACAAGAAGACUACUAAUAUCAGAUACUACCACUAUUCUUGACGUGUGCUUAGGAAGUAUAGUUGUUGAAGGAGACGAUCGAAAGUUAAAAAUCGGAGAGUUCAUCAUGUCCAUCGAAAGGCCCUCAUUUGUUGCUUCCGUGAAGUCAAUAAUUGAAAGAUGUUGA
Molecule: messenger RNA, 7098 nt
Organism: Encephalitozoon intestinalis ATCC 50506
Lineage: Eukaryota; Fungi; Microsporidia; Unikaryonidae
Product: vacuolar protein sorting-associated protein
Exons: 1
Coding region: 1-7098 (2365 amino acids)
Biological process (GO): protein targeting to vacuole; protein retention in Golgi apparatus
Cellular component (GO): extrinsic component of membrane
Source: RefSeq, a predicted model, not a curated record